AUGCUCCGCUUCCUCUCCAUCCUAGCCACGGUGCUCUUCCUACCCUCCCCAUCUCUCUCAACCGGGCUCCUAAUCCCCCUGUACUCCUACCCCGGCACAGACGCUUGGGACCCAAUCUACACCUCAAUCGCCACCUACCCCACCAUCCCCUUCUACCUAAUCAUCAACCCAUCCAGCGGGCCCGGGCAAACCACCUACCCAGAAGCAGCCUUCAUAACCAGCAUAGCAAAGAUAAACAGCUACCCAAACGCCCGCGUCCUCGGCUACACACACACUUCACGCGGCACUAGACCCAGCACCGAGGUCGAAGAUGACAUUGCCGCCUACGCCAACUGGUCCAGCUACAAAGAGCACAAUAUCGCGCUGUCCGGUAUCUUCUUUGACCAGGUCUCUGACGGCGAAGACGGCACCAAGCUGGCGUAUUUCCAGUCGAUGGCAGAGAUGGCGAAGAAGAAUGGGUUGGAGACCGUUGUGUUUAAUCCGGGGGUUAGGGUUGUGGGUGAUGUUGAGGGGUGGUUUAAGGCUGCGGAUCUGGUGGUUGAGUGUGAGGAUACUUAUGAUAAUUGGCUUGCGUUGGGGCCGGAGGAGCAUUUUGCUAAGGAGGGGGAUUACGGGAAGGAUGCUGUUAUUUUGAAUCGGACGCCGGUUGAGGCUGAUAUUGGGGGUGUUGUUGGGGUUGCGAAGGGGUUGGGGAUUGGGGCUAUUUAUCUUACCCAUGAUGAGGAUUAUAUGAGUUAUGCGUCGGUGCCGAAGGUUGCUGUUGCUAUUGCGCAGGGGAGGCGUAUUCCAAGGGCAGGGGUAUAG
This is a messenger RNA of Penicillium bovifimosum, 804 nucleotides long. Its product is annotated as spherulation-specific family 4 protein. The transcript has a single exon. Bases 1 to 804 code for a protein of 267 amino acids. Lineage: Eukaryota; Fungi; Ascomycota; Eurotiomycetes; Eurotiales; Aspergillaceae. The record is from RefSeq and is a predicted model, not a curated record.